AUGGAGCAUCUCAAGCAGAGCGCAGCAGGCAGCAUAGUGCCAGAUUUGGGGAAGAAAGAACACAUCCUCAUCUGGUAUGCGGCCUCCGAGUGUGGAGAAGCGACAGCCCAGCCUCACCUGCGCGUCCCGGCCCUUCGCAACCGUGGUGACCACUUCCUCAGGCUGUUCCGCUUCUGCCAGAUGCGUGGGAAGGAAGCGACCGGCGAGCUGACCGAUGGAGACGUGUACUGCGUCUCUGACUGCGGCAAAGACGGGAACAGGCACGCGUUGCUCAGCCGGUUCAUUUCGCCCGCCACCAGGGAAGUCAACUCGAAGACAGGCAAACCAAAGAAACUCGAAGCUUUCAAGAAAAGUGUCCGCACAAUGACGGCGAUGAGGAUCCACAUGGUGACCCGGCAGCCACUGACGCUCAACCAGCAUUCCCGCCUGCACACAUCCAACUCCUCCAACAGGGGAAACCUGUUGGAGCCCUUCUUGGCCGACGACUGGGACAACGAUGAGGAGCAGUGGCGGCUUCCCGUGAAGACCAAGCUUCCGGAUUGGAAGGACUUGGAGGUCAACAAGCGCUUCAAGCCGCGAGGCAAAAACGAUAAGAAACCGUUCUUAUUCCAUUCCACCGCGAAGGCCACCUUCGAGGAGAUCAUACACUGUAUAAACGUGGUCGGAGUGAUCAGAUUAGAGCGGACGGCAAGCUUGCCGAAGUUUGCAUCUCCAAUCGCAUCCUGGGGCUUAUGCUUCACAUCCGAGCAGAAGGACUGCGGGCCAGUUUGGAGAAAAGAGCUUUCAAGCUCAUGCAGAGCGACAACUGACAAGUCCAAACUCUUUGUGCCUGGACUGAAAGUGAUCGUGGAAGAACGCGUGAUAGAGCUUGGCGUGGAGGACCCGUCUCCGCCGGGUGAGACUGAGUCCAAGGUACCGAAUCCGAAGAAGCAGAAGAAGGACAAGACAGAGGAGAAGGAGAAGGAGAAGUCCAGCAGAAAUUGA
Molecule: messenger RNA, 984 nt
Organism: Symbiodinium sp. CCMP2592
Lineage: Eukaryota; Dinophyceae; Suessiales; Symbiodiniaceae
Source: the annotation of a GenBank genome assembly